CGGUAUGCAACAAGCAGUGAAUUUGAAAAUUCGAACACAUCUGUCAGUCAAAUCAACACAAAACUCGGUGACAACGACAAUAAUUUUUCACCGCAAAAUAUAACAAAACCAAGAGGGAUUUAGCAAAAUGCCGGAAAACCCAGGCAACGGCAAGGUGCCGCAGCUUGCCUCGCCCGUGGCAAGGUUCGGGGCUGGAGACAUCUCGGAGAGGGAGCUGUCUCAGGAGCGGCAGAACUUGAGAACCACCACCCCGCCCACGCGCGUCCAACCAGCUCACCCCAAAAAGCAGUUGUUCUCGACCCCUGUAAGCAAGUUUACCACCAAGCACUGCGGGCCCAGCGCCAACCUGCAGAGGAUCCGCAGCUGCCUCGAGGAGUACAGGACUCAGACCACGCCAGCUCGCCCAGCUAAGAUCGGGCCUAAAGCUGUGUCUAUGGAAGACCUGACGCCUAGCAAGCGAGUGAGGAUUGAGAGGAACGGCGGAGAUCUACCUGUGGUGAUGUCCCCGGGCCCGCAGACAGCAGUGGAAGUGCAGGCGGCGAUGAAGAUAGCCAAGUUCCUGAUGAUGAGCGCGUGGCGCCGCAGGAGGGAAGAGGUGCGCUGUCUGCGGAAGACGCUGGAGUUUCAGGUGUCCUGUUCGGAACGUCUGCGCAUCCAAGUGUCCACAUUGAAGUCCCUACUGGACUCGGACAAUGCGAAGGUCCGGCUGGCGAUGAGGGAGCUCGAGCGACUGAAACAGCUGGUCAGAGAGAAGGAGAUGGAGAAGGCAGUGCUGGAGAGGGAAAAAAUCGCACUCGAAAAGGAUGUCUGUGCUGCAGAAGACCAGGCAUCGGAAAUGAGCAUUGGUGCACAAAAGUCAGAAACCUUCACCAUAACUGUCGCAGGCUGGCGCAACUGCCGCAACGAGCUGGAAAGCGUGCGCACGUCGGCGAGCCUGUGUGAGCUGGCGCUGGGCGCCGCGCGGGCGGACGCGGCCGACGCGCGCGCGCAGAGCGACCACGCCUACAAUAGGCUAUCUUUACUGGAAGAGGAAUUGGCGCAGCACGAAGCUUUGUUAUCUGCCGCCGAAGAAGAAGUGGCUACGCUGAGGAGAGAAGCAGAUGACAGACAGCGCGCUCUGCAGAUUACCAGCGACGAACUGGACAUUGAGCGGGAAGCGCGCAACCGCUGCAGCAGGGAGUGCGCUGCGCUGUCGGCGCGCGUGUCGCUGUCGGCGGAGGAGAGCGCCGCGCUGAAGGCCGCGCUGGCCGAGCUGCGCGUCGAGCUGGCGCGGCUCGCGGGGCAACUCGCGGACACCAGGGAACAGCUGGGCUGGUGGCCGAGGCCGCUCACCAAGUUGCUGGGGUUAACCCGCUCCUGGUUCCGCGCCCCGCUCUCGUUCCCCGAGGCCGUCAUCUGGUCCUUAGUCCCCGCCCGACAUGGAUGCUGAUGAAGUAUCAUGAUUGAAGAUAGUUUUAAUCAAAUUAUGUACUCCUCUGGUUCAGUGAUCCCAAAUGGAUCUGGCGUCUUAAUAAAGGUCAAAUUUAAGCCGACGGUAUAAUAAUCUGAGAAUGAAAAAAAUCUUGUUACUAAGGUCGGUGCAGACCGACUGCGUAGUAAACGAGCAUUGCUAUGCCAUUGUAUGGAAUUGUAUAAAGCUACACUACGCUUCAUGUCACAAUAUAAUUCUAUACAGUAAAUGCGCACCGGGUAUUAUGCAUUUGGUCUGCACCGGCCUUAAGAAUUCAAAUUAGUCAACAUUGAUUGGUGAAUGUUUCUCACCAUAGUUAUAUGUUUUGUGAUUGGUAAGUAUUUUGGAUUGAUUUUAGACGUUAUUUAGUGUAUUUGUAGGAGUUUUGUUCGCGGUGUCGGUGACAGGUUUGUUAUAAGUUUUCUCUUAGAUUUUGUAAGUAGGCAUUUGCGAUUAUGAUUACAGAUAAUUAAAAAU
Messenger RNA from Plodia interpunctella (Indianmeal moth), 1927 nucleotides. RefSeq lists its product as uncharacterized. The record is from RefSeq and is a predicted model, not a curated record. Lineage: Eukaryota; Metazoa; Arthropoda; Insecta; Lepidoptera; Pyralidae. Bases 128 to 1429 code for a protein of 433 amino acids. The transcript is spliced from 9 exons.